Messenger RNA from Halichondria panicea, 2167 nucleotides. RefSeq names its product nuclear factor of activated T-cells, cytoplasmic 2-like. Gene Ontology annotation, molecular function: DNA-binding transcription factor activity; DNA binding. Gene Ontology annotation, biological process: regulation of DNA-templated transcription. Bases 83 to 1885 code for a protein of 600 amino acids. Lineage: Eukaryota; Metazoa; Porifera; Demospongiae; Suberitida; Halichondriidae. The transcript has 8 exons. The record is from RefSeq and is a predicted model, not a curated record.
CAGCAUGUUAUUCAGUUUAAUUGCAUCAAAUUAUUAUACAACACUUACAAAGUGAUUACAAAUCUAUGGCCAUAAGACCAUUAUGAGUUAUCAAGAUAGCAGCCUGUUGAUCAGUACAUUCACCAACGAUUUAGCCAUAGUUCCAGACAUUUUCACACGAAAGAGAAGCCGAGGCACGGGAGAAGACUUGCUAGACCACUUUCUAUACGAGCAGAAUAUUCUUGGAGAAGAGCCGAAAAGACACUGUCCCCUCCCCAACACUCAGUACAUUGCACAAUCUGAUUUCUACUUGCAGCCAUCCUUUCAAUUUGAAAUGCAGCAAGCCAUCAAAGAAGUCCCGACUCUCUCCUUUGUGAGCAAUGCUGCUGCACCCGAGGCUAGGAAGAGUAACCAGGAGAAGAUGCACAUGGUCAUCCUUGAAGAGCCUGAGCAGUUUUAUCGUGCCAGAUAUGACAGCGAAGGUGUACGUGCUCCUCUGAAGGGGAUCAACGAAAACUACCCUGCAGUUGAGCUAAGGGGAGAGGGUAUUAAGCAUGCUGUGGUCACUGUCAAGCUGGUUCACGAAGAUGGCUCUCCUCACACUUGUUGCUCUCUAGAUAGCAGCGACGAUCGCAAGAAGGCGCUCACAAAGAGAGCUUCUCCUAUCAACAACAUGAUAAAAGCAGAAUUUGAAGACCUGAGAAUUCGUCGUGAGAAGAAGAAGGAAGGAAGAAAAAGUGCCUCUAAUGUCGACAAGAGUGGCUCUCGUGAUGGGAAGUGUGACAAAGUGGCCUACCUUCUUUUCACUGCUAAUGUGGACACUAGCUAUGGACAGAUCAAGUGCUCUGCCAUUUCAAGCCCUAUCUCACUCACUGCUGCUCCUGAACCGGCUGAGUUGGACUGGUUAGUACCCACUCGUGGUCACUUUGGGGGGAAAGAAGUGGUCGCCAUCAAAGGAUCAAAGAUGACUUCUCCUAAAGUUAUAUUCCGGAUACGAGGAAUGGGUGGUGAGCUCAUCGAGUUACCAGGCACCGUUGAUAAGGAAAAAUCUCACCAAAAUGUUCUCCUCAUUCGCACUCCAAUAAUCGAUCAUCUAUCGUACGGCCUGGGGCAUCAGAGGAUCGAGGCAACAGUCGUUGUUAUCACUGGUCGCAAUCAGAUGUGCAGCAACAACCUGGACUUUGAGUUUAUCCCAAACGACAUUUGCCGUGAGUGCAUGCAGGAGACACCCAUGACAACUAUCCAGACUAAUCUCUGCCAGGCAUCGAGCUCAACAACCUGUGCUGUUGGUCUGUCCCCCUGUUCUCCACCCUCAGCCAGUCCCCGCAUGCAGCGCUCCCCCGGGCCCAUCUAUUCACCCACCUUCGUGCAGACUGGUUUGUCCUCUCCCCCGUCCACGUCCCCAUUCCAUGAUCAGCUGGAUAUGGUGCCUCUCACCCCCUCUGUGCACAGCCCUCUCACUAUACCCACCAGGGACGCUGGAUUACAGCCCACCAUCUCUUGUGGGAGCUACGAAACGUACGGACCCUCGGCUCAGGAGAUGAACACAAACAUCUUGCAAAUUGUCGAGCAACUUAUGAGUCCAGCUUCCUCCGAACCCAACGCCCCUCCCCCUUAUUCGUGCUCAGAUGUUGUUCCCCUGUACACUACCGCCCCGUGUGACUCUACCUCCCCCGAUGGACCUGCCUUCACAGAUAUGGCAAUUCAGAUUCAAAAAGCUCUCAUGGCCUUACAGGUAGAGGGCCGGAUCUCAGCAAAUGACUACUUGUUCUAUGAGAACGAGUGCAGACAGUACAAUGUUGACCUGUUCAAGGCCUUCGAUAUAGCAAAUGGUGACCUCCUCACCUUCCAGCAACAGUUGGCUUCUUUCAAGCCGCCCCUCUCUAUCCAUUCAACACACCUGUGAAAUUUUCUUCACCUUGUGAGGUUUGCUUCUGUGAAACAACCCAUUCCAGAACUGAUGAUUAUAGUGCAUCCAAACUGUUGAUUUGUUUAGUAAAUUGUGACCAUUCUUAAUUAUCUUGUCUUACAAGUGUGAUGUUUAUAGAAAUUUUUAUGCUAUGCAUAAAACCUUUUUAUCCCAUGUAGUGCUAGUUGUUAUAUGUAAUUUUUAAUUAAUUUAUGCACAUAACUUUUGUAUUUGAGAUUUGCAUUGUUAUCAUUUUAUGCUAUUAUUAUCGUUGCCUAA